Molecule: messenger RNA, 5085 nt
Organism: Magnusiomyces paraingens
Lineage: Eukaryota; Fungi; Ascomycota; Dipodascomycetes; Dipodascales; Dipodascaceae
Exons: 2
Coding region: 1-5085 (1694 amino acids)
Biological process (GO): endoplasmic reticulum to Golgi vesicle-mediated transport; GPI anchor metabolic process
Cellular component (GO): endoplasmic reticulum
Molecular function (GO): phosphatidylinositol deacylase activity
Source: RefSeq, a predicted model, not a curated record
AUGGCUAACAGCUCUUAUUUGCUAUCUUCGGAUCUUCUUAGAUGCCCUGCCACCUCUCCAUUAGAACACAAUCUUUUUACAACUUCUCGUCACGAAAAUUACAAAAGUUAUCAUUGUUAUUACUGCUCAACAAUAACUACAAACCCUCCCGCUGCUUCAACCCCCUCCACCCUCUUCAUUCCUGCUCUGCAACAAGAUGACUGUCCUUUGCAACAUCCCCCACAUAAUCCUUACCACCAAGAAUCUUCUGCGCCAACCCAAAUGCCUUUAUCAGCAACUUUUUAUAAACCUCUGGACUACGACAGCGACGAAACUUACGACGGACCCUCAGAUAUUGACCAGGACCCAUCCAACAAAGAUAUUCUCUCAUCCUAUAACUUGCGUUCUAGCAAACUUCCACUUCUAUCUUCUGAAUCCCUUUUGGGUAAGCGAACACCAUCAGUACCUUCAUCAGCAGCAGCAGCAGCAUUAUCUUCUUCUUCUUCUUCUUCUUCUUCUUCUUCUUCAAUAAACUUAAAUAACAUCCAGGCUUCUUUUACGGCCCAUUCUUUGUCUGGUUCAGGUGCAAUUGAACCCACUGCCACUACCAUUAAAAGCUCUCCUCCAUCCAGCCACAUCGGCCUUUCAGAUACCCGCCUCAAGCAGCUCCACCCAAUGGACCCUCAACAACUUCAUCUCUUGUCCAUCCACCAACACGCCCAUCUUCAUCAGGGCCUUGCACAGCCUCCACUUCAACCUGCUCGCUUCAAACGCGUCCAUGCUGUAGAUUCAGUAUCUUCUACUUCUUCUACUUCAUCAUCUUCUUCUUCUACUACUGCUUCUUCAACAUCAUCAUCUUCUGCUUCUGCUCCAUCUUCUUCACCAUCUUUCUACUCAAAUACCCCAUCUGCAAUCUACCAUCACAAUCACAAUCACCAAUCUUCAUCCCCUCGUAGAAACACAAAUUUACCAUCUACAAAGACCCGCUCGGUUUGCUCAAUAUACCCAUCCAUCUCUCUAAUAUGCAUCUUCACUGGUUUCCUUUUCUUCUUAUCAAUUACAUCCUUCUUCUACCGCGGCUCCGAGCCCAAAAACUGCCGCAUGUCGUACAUGCGGCCAUCUUACACACACCUCGAAUCCUUCAGCCACCAAAAUUACACUCGCCACUUCUCCAAAUACUCACUCUAUCUCUACCGCGAAAAGGGUAUCGAUGACAUUUUCCCUAACCCAAGAGGUAUCCCGGUUCUCUUCAUUCCAGGAAAUUCGGGCAGCUACCGCCAGGUCCGUGCACUCGCCGCAAAGUCUGCAUCAAAGUUUUAUGACCACGGAAACUCUCCAGCGCACCCACAGUUUGAUUACUACACUGCUGAUUUUAACGAAGAUCUUACAGCCUUCCACGGCCGCUCUUUACUUGACCAGGCAGAGUAUUUAAAUGAUGCCAUCAAGUACAUUCUCUCGCUCUAUCCGCAGCCCGCAUCAGCCUCCGUCCCACCCAAUCCCCAGUCAGUCAUUCUUGUGGCCCACUCCAUGGGCGGGGUCGUUGCACGCGCAAUGUUUUUACUUGACAAUUACCAAAAGGGCUCAGUCAAUACUAUCUUCACCCUUUCGGCUCCUCACACUCUCCCCCCAGCCCCCUUUGACAAAGAUCUAGUUGCAGUCUAUGACCAAGUCAAUGCCUACUGGGAACAGUCUUACUCCCAGGACUUUAUCGGCCGUAACCCUCUGGCUCUUGUCUCUCUUAUUUCCAUCACUGGAGGCUCUCUAGACCAUAUGAUUACCUCCGAGUCUGCAAGUGUCGCAUCCAUUGUCCCACCAUCAAACGGUUUUACCGUCUUUACAAAUAGCAUUCCUAAUGUCUGGUCCAGCAUUGAUCAUCAAGCAAUUGUGUGGUGCGACCAGUUCCGCGACGUGUUUGCAAACGCAAUGAGUGCCAUGUCCGACGUGCGUGUUGCCAGCAAAACCCUGGCUCUGCCAACCCGCAUGAACAUCUUUCGCCAAUAUUUUUUGGGUGGCUUCGAAGUCGGAGCUUCUCCAGAGUAUCUCCAAACUCGCUAUCAUCCGUCUCUUAACAAGGACUCUGUAGAUGGUGAGCAGCAACAGCAGCUACUACAACAGCAACAACAGCAACAACAGCUACAGCAACAACAGCUACAGCAACACCUUCCCCAGCAACAACAGCAACAACAGCCGCAACAGCCGCAACAGGUUCCACAGUCAGUCAAAGAGCAAGCCUUAGAAGAAGCUCCACCAUUGGAUGACCCAGUUGAUGCUGCCUUUACACCACCAGCAAUUGGCGAUUAUGACACGUUACUCUGGAUAGAAGACAUUACCAAGUUUGCCAUCCCGCCAAACCAAAAGCUCGUCAUCAAUAGCCUUGGCGAUGCUGCUGUUGGUGGACGCGCUUAUUUCAUGCCCAUUGUGUCGGACGUUUCCCUCACAAGCCCAAAGACAGGGGGUGGUGUUGGUGGUGUUGGUGGUGGUAAUGGUGGUGUUGGUGGCACAGGUGCCGACUUAGAAUUUACCUUUUUGACCGACAGCACACUGAUUUCUCAUCUACAGGGGGACAAUAAAACCCCCUCAGCUGCUUCAGAUCCGCUCACUGACAAACCUCCCGGAACACUCUCGUCGGGCCUCUACACUCUGGUGUGUAGAUACCCCCAUGCAGAGCCCAGGCACCCAGAUAAAACUCUGACUGUGAUUGACCUAACCAAGCGCAGUCACUCGGCAUUCCAAAUGGCUUUGUCCGAAGAUCCUGACGACCCACGGCUGGUCGGUCUCCUAUGCAAAAAUAUUGCCGGCGAUGCAUCCAUUCUGCCUAACCCGAACCACGUGCCAAUGGCCCAUAUUGACUAUGAAAUUCCACAGCCGGAAAUGGGCCGCAUGUCGUUCAUCAAGUACGACGCCGCGCAGCUCGCAGAUUACGACUUUGUCACAAUUAUAGAUACAAACACGGAGCGUAUCCCUGGCUUUGCGGUUGCCGAAUUCGCGGCCCAUAGUGAGUCGCGAGUCAAUGCAAGAGCCAAUUCAUUAUGGGAGCUUAUAACCCGCGGAGUCUCGGUGGUUCUUCCAUCCUCGCGGCCGUUCAUGGUGGACGUUUCAUUUGAACAAAUGUGGAGCAGCUUGAUUUCAUACACCAUGAAAGUGGAAGAGCACUCAAAACCUUCUCAACAACUGUUCCCACCAUUUAUUCGACAGUACUCGGGUGAAUCUUACGAAUCCAAGUUUUACCUGGGUACUGUGGCAGAUUGGGUACCAAUCAGCAUGACGGGUGUUGCGCCGUUCUCACCCUUUGGUGUCCGUGAGUCCGACUCAGAUUUUGAAACCAAUCUGUUUUACUAUGGCCAACAGAGUCACUACUAUCAUAACUUGCACCUCCAGCUUUGGACCGACGCGUCGUUUGGCGAUUCGGCUUAUUAUACUACCCCAAUCAAGAACCAAGAAUCGUCUACGGUCCGCAUCACGCUCCGCAUUGAUUGGUUCGGCAGCAUGGGCAACCUCGUCAUGCACUAUCGCAUCGCCCUCGUUGCCUUCUCCAUUGCUAUCAUGGCCUUUGUCCUACUUAUUCAGUUUUACAUCUACAACAAGCACGGCCUUUUUAUAUCCGUUCCACAGGCCCUUCACAUCUUGGUCCACCGGUACCUCCUGUACCUCUGUGCCGCCACUCUCAUUCUGCCCUACGUGCCAUCGGUCACGCUCUUUCGCGACAUUUUGUAUUUCCUCGAACCAGGAAUGGACGUGUACUCGGGCGACGGCCCUGCAUCCAUCUUUACAAAUAUCCGUCGCAACCAAUUUUUCCUUGGCCUUGAACCAGGCCAUUUACUCUUUCUGGGACCAGUGUUUAUAUGCGCAGGCAUCGGCCUUGUUGCCGUUACUUUCUAUGUCCUAUACACCGUUGUGGCCACCGCUUCGAUUGUCCCAGACACUUGGUCUGCUAUUAAAAAUGGUCUUUGGACAGGUACAGCAGUGCUCAUUAAUAAAGCACGUAGUUGGGCAGAAACCCCUCGCAACCCGCCGUCUGCAAUCACCACGACGGCUCCAACUUCUAACGACGACAAUGUCAAGCCUGCGCUUACAUGUUCUGGCGUUUCUUUACUGCACCGCAAACGUGGUGCAAUCCGCAACAAUAUCCCGCCCGUUGAGACCACCACGGUAGUCGCUACUGCUGCCGUUUGCGACCACCCGCCAUUGUCCAACCAGAUUCAAAACGAAACGUGGACCAGUACAAGGUUUAAAACAGCGCGGCGGGCAGUCGUGACUACAUUUUUGUUUGUUGCAGUCGCAUACACAGUUCCAUGUGAGUUUGCGUACCUGGUGGCAUGCUUUGCACAACUGGCAACAGCAGUCAAGGCUCAUUUUAGACGUCGAGCAGGCCAUGCCCAUGUUGUGCCGUCGUCUGGCGGUCCAGGGACCCCAAUCACAUGCUUUUUCAACUUUGCAAUGGCCGUGCUGGUACUCAUGGUCUGGAUCAUCCCCAUAACCGCGCCCAUUCUCGUGGUCUGGGGCCGCAAGUUAUCAGCACACUGGAACGAAGCGUUUGCAUCCCAUCACAACUUGUUGGCUAUUGGGCCUACACUGUUUUUUGUCGAAACAGUGGCCUCCGGGACCAUGGUCCCCCGAGCAGAAGCUGCCGCGCUACAAGGUGUCACGUACUUGUCCUUAGCUUACCUAGCUUUCCAUGCUAUUGUCAUGGGCGUUCCGCGCACUUAUAUGCUCUACCACUUGGUCAACAUACUGUCGGGCUGGUUUCUGGUUGGAUGCGUGAUUACAGCGUUAUGUCAGAGCCAUCGCAAAACCACUGACACUGGGGGGGAAGGAUCAAACACAAACAACACUGUCGAAGAUUCUGGGAAGCCACAAGGUGAUGAUGUAGAGCCCGAGAUGGAGGAGUGUCAGGGUGACGAUAGCAAACAUUAUCACGCACACACAAGCAGUGUGAGUAGCGUGAGCAGUCUGGGCAGUAGUUCCGGGCAGCAGAUGCCGUUGGCGCGCGCCGGGAGCGCAGCUGUGGCGGCGACAACGGUGGCGACGACUGCGGCGACGGCUGCUACGGCUAUGGCAACAACAACAACAACUACAACGCUGCAUGCAGAGAUUUCCAUUCCAUGA